Molecule: messenger RNA, 905 nt
Organism: Brassica napus (rape)
Lineage: Eukaryota; Viridiplantae; Streptophyta; Magnoliopsida; Brassicales; Brassicaceae
Exons: 2
Coding region: 170-649 (159 amino acids)
Source: RefSeq, a predicted model, not a curated record
GACUGCCGUACAGAGCUGGGUGACCUGAAGGCUUAAGCCACGCAAAAGGGACUCUCACCCUUAAAUACAUCCCCUCUUCUUUACUUUAACUUGUUAUAUAUAUGCACAUACAUACAUGCUUAUGCUUCUUCCAUUAGUUAAACAAAAAGUUAAAGCAUUUUGAGUAACAAUGAGAAGCUUCUUCAUCCUACGUUGCUUCUUGUUAUUCUUUUUCUUGUUCGACCUAGCGUUUGCAGCUGAAGGAAAGAUAUGGAGCAGAACAGAUAUGGUGGAGAUGGCUGGCUACGGUGAACAGAAACUCUCCUCUGUGAUCAUCACCGGAUCUCUUCUCUGCGACACUUCACACUCCAUAUCUAUUCCAGGUGCUACUGUUGCCAUCAAGUGUCACACUGGAUACAAAAGGAGAUCCAAAUGGAUCAAGGCUGUUACUGAUGAUCUGGGAGAGUUUGAAAUCGAUCUUCCUUCCCAACUCCACGCAAUUCCAGACCUGGAAAACACAUGUGUCAUCAAGCCAAUACAUGUGCCUCAUGAGCUCUGUAGAUGCCACCACAAUUCGACCAAUACACACAAACGCAUCAAGCUUGCUUCCUCUACCAGCGGAUUCCGUGUCUACACCUCAGGGAAGAUCAGGUUACAGGGCCACAGUUAGCAAGUUCGCGUGGUGUCAAAAGAUUUAAAACAGAAGAAACAUGAAAAUUCUUGAAAAUCCACUGUAAAAAGCAUUUUGGUACGGUCCUUCACUUAUUUAGCUGGCGCUUCAGUCACAGAAUCAAGUCGAGUCUUCUCUACAUUAUUUUUCAUGUUCCUACAAUGUAAUUAAGAACGAUGCUUGGAUGAUCAUCAUACAUGUAAAGGUUCUCAUGGAUUUUGAUACAAACAGCAAGCAGCGCGGUCACAUUUGAAUA